AUGUAUAUCUGUGUGGCAGUAUUAUCAAUCGCCCUCCUUCUGGGUAACUCUGUCAAGCUCCGAGCUUCCGUUACUGGGCCAGUUCCCUCGGAUGGCGAUGGUCCUGCGUCUCAGGUGUGUCAGCAGUGCUGCCGGGGACCUGCUGCAAUACCCGGCAUACCAGGUCUACCUGGGCCAGUAGGACCGAUGGGGUCGUACGGUCAGCCGGGGUCAAAGGGCGAUGCAGGUCAGCAAGGUGAGAUUGGGCCGAUUGGACCGAUGGGUGAGCGGGGAGCACCUGGGAACCCUGGGGACGACGGGAUAGGCUUGCCCGGCAAGGUAGGUCCGAGGGGUACACCAGGGUUAGUUGGAGCUACCGGUCAGACUGGCGUCAAAGGUCAAAAGGGUGAGCCGGGGGAGGCACCAGACGACUCCAAUCAGCGGGUUGCAUUCACCGUGACGAGGUCGAGCCUUUCUGAUGUGUCUACGGACAUUAACACCCGUUUGCCCUUCCAGCAGACCGCGACGCUACUGCCGGGUACCAGCUUCGAUCUCGAGACUGGCACAUUCACGUGUAAUGUGUUGGGCACCUACGUGUUUAUGUUUUCUGCUUGCAAAUAUUCUGGCAGCAGCGAACUGUGGGUCCAGCUCCGGAAGAACGACGACGUGGUUGUCUCUGGCUAUAGCACUGGAAGUCACUAUGAGUCGAUGUCUAGGAGCGCGGUGCUGGUUCUGCAGCAAGGAGACACGGUAUACCUUAUCAUGCGCGGCAGGGUAGGUGGUUGUUCCAGUCACGACACCUCAUUCAGUGGUUUCCUCAUUUACCCCGAAUAA
Messenger RNA from Patiria miniata (bat star), 813 nucleotides. Its product is annotated as complement C1q subcomponent subunit B-like. The transcript has a single exon. NCBI's taxonomy places the organism in Eukaryota, Metazoa, Echinodermata, Asteroidea, Valvatida, Asterinidae. Gene Ontology annotation, molecular function: protein binding. The record is from RefSeq and is a predicted model, not a curated record. The coding region runs from base 1 to 813 and encodes 270 amino acids.